AUGACCUCAAGCCUAAGAGACAGCAGUGCUCCUACCCGAGCGGGCUUAUUGAAGUUCAGCGGCCAAGUAGCCAUCGUCACAGGGGCAGCAAGUGGAAUUGGCAAAUCCGUGGCAGACCUUUUCGCCACACAGGGAGCCCUGGUCAUCUUGGUGGACACUGACCACCAAGGCCUGCGUGAAGUUGAAACCCACUUAAGCUCGCAUGGUGCAAGGGUGUCUGUUCGAGCAUGCGACCUGACGCAAGAAGACCAAGUCCAUAAACUCGUGCACGGCAUUGUUCAGCAAUACGACAAGAUCACCAUCCUGGCACACCUGGCCGGGAUUUAUCCUGCAAGGCCGUUACUGGAGACGACUGCGGCCGAGUAUCGAAGGAUUUUCCAGGUGAACAUGGACAGCUGUUUCUUUCUGACCCAGGCCGUCUUACCACACAUGCAAAAAGCCGGGUAUGGAAGGAUCAUCAACACCUCGAGUCAAACAAUCGUGAAGCCAGAGCCUGGACUCUCUGCAUACACGGCGUCUAAAGGUGCAGUUGCGGCCUUCACGAGGGCAACCGCCGUCGAGGCAGGCCCGGGAAUCACGGCAAACUUCGUCGCACCCACAAUGAUUGCGACCGAACGGACCACAGCGGUCCCAGAAAUGCAACCUUGGCUUUCCAAGGUCGUGGAUCUUCAGGUGGUCAAAAGGAAUGGCACUCCAGAAGAUGUCGCCCAUGCAUUUAUGUAUCUAGCGAGUCCUGAGGCUGAGUUUAUUACUGGACAGAUGCUCAAUGUUGGCGGUGGAGCUGUAUUUCUGUAG
This is a messenger RNA of Fonsecaea erecta, 795 nucleotides long. RefSeq lists its product as hypothetical. Gene Ontology annotation, molecular function: oxidoreductase activity. The transcript has a single exon. Bases 1 to 795 code for a protein of 264 amino acids. Lineage: Eukaryota; Fungi; Ascomycota; Eurotiomycetes; Chaetothyriales; Herpotrichiellaceae. The record is from RefSeq and is a predicted model, not a curated record.